This is a messenger RNA of Lachancea nothofagi CBS 11611, 549 nucleotides long. NCBI's taxonomy places the organism in Eukaryota, Fungi, Ascomycota, Saccharomycetes, Saccharomycetales, Saccharomycetaceae. The record is from the annotation of a GenBank genome assembly.
AUGUUACGUCUUCUAAGUACACGCAUGGCUUCCGGUGGUGGCAGAGUAGCUAUGGCCAAUUUUUGGAGGGUCGGAGCCGUCAGUGCCGGGAGAUUUGCAAGACCUUUCAGUGUUUCUCGAAAAUGGAGGAAUGAGGCCUCAAAGGACGGCGAUAACAAAACACACCUGGGCUCUUUCAAGGUUGAUAAACCCAUGAUGAUGAUUGCGUUCACCUGCAAGAAAUGCGACACGCGCUCGUCGCACACCAUGUCGAAACAGGCCUACACCAAUGGAACGGUUUUGAUCCAGUGUCCCGGCUGCAAGAGCCGGCACUUGAUUUCAGACCAUCUCAAGAUUUUUUCUGACGAUCGCAUUACGGUACAGGACAUUCUGAAUGCCAAGGGUGAGUCCGUGUCGCUAACAACCGACGACCUAGCCUUUGAAGACAUCCCGGAAAAGCUGAGGUCUGCGAUUGGCCACCACGCCCACGAUGCUCCCAUGGAGGAUAAAAAGAAGAAGAUGGACAACGAGUCUGUUCAUACUUUACCUGCUGCAAAGCGCGAACACUAG